AUGGCAAGGCUAACUAUUAUAUAUACUCUCCUAUCUUCUUUCACUAAUUAUAACCUUCGCCAAGGGCCUUUCUUCUAUAGUUUAACAGAUCUCCAUCCAAGCAAUAUCUUCGCAUCUUCACUACCAACCAAGACCUUACGUGCCCCUUAUUGGUUGACCGGCCUCUCUAUCGAUAAUAUAAUAGAUAAGCAUCUCGAAACAUUUAAAGCAACAUUUAACGAAUUCUUGGAUAUUUUUCAGGAAGAGGAGAAGUCAUUCCCGCCCAUCAGUUCUUCCUAUUCAUACUACACAGGGCUUAUAAGAAGAGGUUUCCGGACCAAUAACUUCUAG
Penicillium verhagenii is the source of this 330-nucleotide messenger RNA. RefSeq lists its product as uncharacterized. Bases 1 to 330 code for a protein of 109 amino acids. The record is from RefSeq and is a predicted model, not a curated record. Lineage: Eukaryota; Fungi; Ascomycota; Eurotiomycetes; Eurotiales; Aspergillaceae. The transcript is spliced from 2 exons.